AACCAUAAUUCACGAAAAAGACAUAUCUAUUUGGUCUUUAUCAUUGUAAAAAGACUAGAUUGAAGAACACAGACUGAGAUGAAGAAGUUACUUCGGAAGUAACACACACACUUAUCACUUAUUAAGCUGUUACAAAUUUGUGAGUUUGUGAAUCACAGAGUGAGGUUUGCUGUGGAUGAACACUGUGGGUCUCCUUCACAUCCAUAUUUCGCUAAAAACAUUUUGUCGAACGAGAAGCGCACAGCGUAUCCAAAAAACGAGUUUCUCUGUCUCUGUCUCUGUCUCUGUCUCUGUCUCUGUCUCUGUCUCUGUCUCUGUCUCUGUCUCUGUCUCUGUCUCUGUCUCCGUUCCAGUUUCCGGAGUUGUUUGUGCUCAAAUUUGUCUCUUUUAUUUCCGUCUUUUGCGUUACAGAAGGGGAAAAAUUGUUUUAAACUUUUAAAAGAUAUGAAACAAAAGUCUAUUGGCUGAGUAAAAACAGGUAGAUCUAUAUAAUUCACUCUUACAACCGCACGUCGAUAUACUUUUACCUUUAGUUAGCACAAUAACAUCAGAAAUCUGCUUUUGACAAACCUUCGUAAACAUUUCCUUGUGUGACCGAGAGGAUACCCAACAAUGCCGGCAGUAUCGAUGGAUAGUCGGGGAAUUCCCGAUGCUGCAGAUCACCCAAAGAGAUAUUACAUGGAGAAACUGAGAGGAGUGAAGAAAAAGACAAAGAAAAGAAACAGCCAGGGAGGAAAAGAUGGCAAGAAGAAGAGAGGAGUGUCGAAAAAGACGAGGUUCACGAUCGUAGAGAUCAGGAGUAUGGAGGCCCCGGAGAGGGUACAGCAACUCAUGAAGCUUGCCGAAGAUGGGCGGAAGAAAAGCACCUUGCUACCGCCGCUUGAUAAAGAGGCAACAUUUUUACGCGCCCCAAGGAAAGGAGCCAGCCAUACGUCUUUCUCAGAUGACUUCACGGAAACUAAAAGGUUCAAGCGCGUCAGCGUGGAAAUGGACAGAAAAAUCGUCACCCACCUCAAACGCCACCUGAACAAACGGAUCCAAAAACGCUUUGACGGUCUCGGGGAGACCUGGGAAUACACGUCAGACGGGGAGGCCGGCCCUGCUGUAGGAACAGAUGGCUGGAGGAGCCAGCAAAAACAAGAAAGAGAGAGGACUAUUUUUCACAACUACUCCGAGACUGGAGAGAAAAUCCUGAACGGCGGCAGAGGGAGGCGCAGCUCGAGCCAAUCACCGACAAAGACUUCUGUGACGUCGAAUGGUAGAAGCUGCGCAAGUCUGAACGAAGAGCAUGGAGAAAAUAAUGUCGAUUCUACAGCGUCGAAUGCGAAAAGUUCUCAAAGACAAGAAGAUGUCAACCAAACAUUCUCCAAGCCAGCGCCUCUCCCUGACAUCAGACGAAAUAGCUCUCAAAGUACCGGCCCCAGCACAGGUGGCGACGCCUCCAGACGUACCUCGAUCAAGACCGUCAACGGAGGGGGGGAAGUGGCCAAAGUUCUCGUCACGCAGAUGUCACAGUCGAGUACAUUUGUUGGCCUAACUACCGAAGAGGCAAACGAUGCGGUACCUGUGUUUGAUCUUGGAGAUGAGGGGGAAGAGGAAGAUGCCACGUGA
Aplysia californica (California sea hare) is the source of this 1611-nucleotide messenger RNA. RefSeq lists its product as uncharacterized. The coding region runs from base 613 to 1611 and encodes 332 amino acids. The record is from RefSeq and is a predicted model, not a curated record. Lineage: Eukaryota; Metazoa; Mollusca; Gastropoda; Aplysiida; Aplysiidae. The transcript has 7 exons.